AUGGCGAAGGUCACUGGUAUUUGUUCGGCGGCAUUGUUGCGCGAGUGCAAACACAAGGAUCAACGAACUGCGAACCAUGACUCGGUGGUUUUGAGCUGCCGAGUCGUCGGUCCUUGGCCAUGGCAGGACACAAUGGGACAGUUUGGGCAUCGACAGGCUUUUUCCUGUCUGUCAAUGGGCGCUGCCCGAGGGAGGCAUCGUGCAUCGUCCAGGCCUGAGUGUCGCCGGCCGGUGCCAUUGAACUUGAUGCUGCGUACAGCGCCGAUGAACAAAUGA
Messenger RNA from Soboliphyme baturini, 276 nucleotides. Lineage: Eukaryota; Metazoa; Nematoda; Enoplea; Dioctophymatida; Soboliphymatidae. The record is from the annotation of a GenBank genome assembly.